AUGGAGGUUGAUGCUGCUCGCGUUGGAGAGUCGGGCCCCAAUGCAUUCUCUCGUCCGUUUUGUGUUGGCCAUAGCAACGGCCUCAGUGUCAUCCCAAUUAAAUCAGGGGUCACACUCGAGUGCGUGCACAAUGACGAGGUACCAAUGGGUCAGUGUGAGGAGCAGUUGGUUUGUGUUCGUCAAUAUGGUUGCCCAGGCGUCGACCCAAAUGGCAAACGUUCACGCUGGGGAAAUUAGUGCAUGGGAUGCGAUAGAUCACAUCGGUCUGCUGUUCUUUGGGGAUAUGUUCCUUUACUCGAGAUAAUGACGCACGCAUCAAGGAUACUGAUUUGUGGGCAUUGUUGAUGCCGGACCGAUUUAGCUGCUGUGCGAUAACUUCAGAGGUUUCCUGCAUAUAGGGCAGGGAGAAGAAUUUCUGCGCCACGAUUCUUCCGUUUUGGGGUUGGGGCGCAGGUUGUUUCUCACACCUGGGGCCGUUCUUUGCAGAACUUUAUAGGUGUCGGUUGCACUGUCCUUGUCCCAAGUAUAGGCGUAAUGUGAGUAUUACAAAUAAAAUGGACCAAAUAGGGAUGCCAAAAUCAUUAGUGGGAUAUUAGCUAAAGCCAAAAUAGAAAAAGGGCAACCUGAUGUUUCGAUUUAGAGGUAGGGUUAGUUUCAGGGUUUGGGAUAGUGACUGGCUGAGAACUGAGUUUAGGGUUAGAAUUUGUGUCAAAUUUAAGGGUUCCGGUUAGCGGUAGGGUUUGAAUUGCGGUUUAGGUUUACGUCUGGUGUUAAAGUUGGGGUUCUGAUUAAGGUUAGACUUAGUGUUACGGCUAGGGUUUGUGGUAAGUUUAAGCUUAGUUCCGGUGUUAGGUUUAGGGUUAAAAUUGCGUUAAGGAUUAGAUUUAUUUUUGAAGUUACAAUUUGGUUCAUCGUCAGGGUUGCAGUAUUGCUGCCACGUGUGUCCUGUCAGCCAGGUCUUUUGUGGGAAUCCUGGACUGCCUUCAAUCUCGCGGCAGAUUUGUCAUACAUUAGGUUGCCUUUUCCGUUUCAGCCUCGGCUACUUUCCCAACUACACGAUUUUAGCAUCUUCCUUCGGCCUACUUUCCUUUCAAUGCCCCGCAUUGCGCUUGCACUUGGGACACGAACAGCGUAACCAAUCCUUGCCGACUGCAUUUUUGAGACGGUUUCUCUACUCAUCAGACAUUUGGGGAUCGGCUUCACCCACUGACCGAAUUCAACUAUCUGGCAUCCGACUUUGAGACCCAAAGCCUCUCCUGGGGCAUAUAUCGGGAUAGGCCACUCGUGUUUUGUCAAGUUCGAUAUAAGGGGUCUUUCAUUGUUAAAUCUGCCUUUGUUUUCUUGUAAUUUUUGGGUGAGUGGCGUCGAUAGGCCACCUGACUGACAGACAUUGGAUUGAGUUGAUUGGCAAACACAAAAACUGUCUUCUUGCGCCAGGGCCUCUGAUUUCAUCCCCUUUCAAACACGGUCGACGUUUUUGUUGCAGACUGGUUCAUAAGAUUGCGUUUAGUUGUCGUAAUCGACAUCUUCCCGGCAUGCUUAUUUGAUCCAGUUCGCCGGUGAUACCAGCCCGCCACCGGCUCGAAAAUUCACGAGCAAAACUCGAUUUUUUCCGAUGAGCCUUCUAUCUUUAUCAUAUUAUCUCGCGAUGCACACCACUUGAGUUAUUCAUACAUAUACAUACAUAUACAUUUUGGGGGUAACCAUCCCAUCUCUCACAAGAGGAGUACUGUCUACAGCCUGCUAAACCGUGCUAAAACACACUGCUCUGAUGAAUAAAGUUAUCAAGCAGGAAUGAAAUACGUUUUCAAAUUAUUUUCCCACAACGGGUAUCCGCGAGACUUUGUACGUCAUUGCAUAAAACAUGGGUUUAAAUAGAAAGGUAUUUCGGUAACAACGGCCAGUCAGGCACCAGAAACAUCCACCUGGCGAACCCUCUCAUGCGUGUACCUGAGCUUGUCGAAAGACAGCUGAAAAAAACAGCAGAUACAAGUAGUACACCAACCUACAACCACCUUGCGUACACAGCUUGUACACUCUAAGGACAGGGGUGGCUAUCUUGACAGAAAAGGUGUUGUCUACAAAAUACUAUGUCCCGGCUGUGAUGCCGUCUAUUGUGGCCAAACUAGAAAAUCUGCCUCUACCCGCAUACAUGGGCAUCAGUUAGCGGUGGGAAGAUGAGAUCAUCUAUCCCAGGUGGCUAUGCACACACUGGACACUGGGCACAAAUUUGCAUGGAAGAACACUUGCAUUGUUGGCGCCUGCCCAAUAAGGAAAGGCCGCGAAUUCCUGGAGGCACUGCACUCAGAUAAGACAUGUAUCAAUCGUCAUAUCGAUUUAGAUGCCACAUACAAAUUACUCAAGGACAAAUGGAAACGAGCGCAGCCGAUGCCGAGGGGAUGACGAAAAACCAUUAAGGCGCAUAGUCGCAGGCUUCAGCCAACCAUAGAAUCACUUGUUUGACACGGUUAAAUAGUUAACUGUUUUUAUACAUAGCCCAGAAGUCUGACGACGUGCUGGGGAACCAGGCUCGAAAGUUUAGGCAUUAAGGGUUAUUCUCUUCCCAAAGAAUUUCACUUGUUUUCAACACAUAUAUAUAAUGCUAUAGGGGCGAUCGCCGAUCGCGUAUGUACAUAUAUAUGCAUACAACAAUAACUGCGAAGGAAGCGGGACACCUGCAUAGCGCACAGUGCUGAGGGAAUUUAAGGAUAGGCUGACCGCAAUUAAACACGGAACGUCCUCGCAUCAAUCAGGGCGAUCUCCGGUCCCACAACUAAAUGAACUGUAGUGACAUUUAAGCCUAUUUUGUUUUAAUCAGUUAUAAUACGCUUGUUAAAUAACUAGGCACAACUUUGAGUGAGACAACGAACUAGGACGUGCAUUUUUACCUGCUGACGACUUUGUUAUUAUUUACUAGUUUGUAACUGUUGGGAUACUUCUAUCUUCGUUUCCCGGAUAGUCACUUACUGUGCCCAACUAAUGGGUUUAUCACUCACAGAAUCAUCCCGCUUCUCAGCGUUGAUGAAACAAAAGCUGAGUCGAGCACUUCAGAAGCAUCCUCAGCCAUCCAUCCACGGUCUCCGACGUCGCCUUCGACCGACUUCUUCAAGUGAAAACAAACAACGACCUGGAACUUCAACCUUCUCUCGCAGAAGCUACUAAAGCAGUGCACCAACUCUCGGGCGGGAAAGCACCGAGUUCCAAUGCGACCUCGGCUGAGGCCUACAAGCACGUCGGUCGUCGCGACCGUCGCUCAUUUCUACAAGCGGAAAGGGAAUCGGCAGUGUUAAACAUCUCCGGAAGAUCUUUGACUCCUCAACCGUCACGACAGCUAUUUCGUGCAGAGACUUCUUCCGGAAAGCCAGUGUGGCCUCCGAUACCACCGCAUAACCAUUGACAUGAUCUUUGCCGCCCGCCAAGCGCAGGAAAAAUGCCAUAAAAUACGAACCCACCGUUGUGGGCCUGACUAUAGCCUUUAACACGGGGAAUGACGAUGGAGCGUGGAGAGGAAUGCAGAAAUUUUACUGUUCUGAGUGAUUCGCACGCACGGUGCAUUAGCUCCACGAGUAUGAUGAUGAUGAAGAUGAUGAUGAUGAUGAUGAUGGUGGUGGUGGUGAUGAUGAUGAUGAUGAUGAUGAUGAUGAUGAUGAUGAUGAUGAUGAUGAUGAUGAUGAUGAUGAUGAUGAUGAUGAUGAUGAUGAUGAUGAUGAUGAUGAUGAUGAUGGAGUGGAACAGGGCUGCGUACUCCCCACUCCCCCUAGUGUUUUCUGCCAUGCUGGUGGACGCUGA
Messenger RNA from Spirometra erinaceieuropaei, 3789 nucleotides. Lineage: Eukaryota; Metazoa; Platyhelminthes; Cestoda; Diphyllobothriidea; Diphyllobothriidae. The record is from the annotation of a GenBank genome assembly.